Molecule: messenger RNA, 450 nt
Organism: Vicia villosa (hairy vetch)
Lineage: Eukaryota; Viridiplantae; Streptophyta; Magnoliopsida; Fabales; Fabaceae
Exons: 1
Coding region: 1-450 (149 amino acids)
Source: RefSeq, a predicted model, not a curated record
AUGUAUUUUCUAUUAAAGGAUUUUGGCCAUGAUGUUGAGUGGAAACAAGUGCUGAAGGGAAAUGUUGCUCGGGCCCGUGCUGUGCAGAUGCUAUGGUUAGCUUGCCAUGAAAGACUCCCUACCAAAGCCAGGUUGUGCAAACUUAAGUUGUUGGCUAAACAGGAUUGCGUUUUUUGCGGGGAGGUGGAAUAUCUUGAUCACCUUUUGUUUAAGUGUGCAGGCUUAAGAACAAUUUGGGAGUGCAUCCUCAGUUGGCUUGAUGUGGACCACAAUCCCGAUGAGUGGAAGAUGGAAGUCAUGUGGAUGAACACUCAGCGUAGGAAAAAGGGUGGGAAAUUUAGGAUUCUCCAAUGUGCUUUUGCGGAGACUUGUAAGAAUGCUGGUGGUAUAGAAACCAAACGUGUUUUGGUGAUAAACCGUGUGAAGCUGAUGUUGUGUCUAGGAUCAUGA